UUGUACACAUCGAAGAGAGUGCAAAAUGUUCGAGAAACCCUUAGAUGCUUUUAAUUGAUAAGGGUGGUUUAGACCUCAACAUAGCUGUACACCCAUAUCUGUAGUACUUUUGGACCUUUUGAAAGCUUUUGACAAAUCUUUUCAGUAUUAACUUGAAAUUGAACUGUUAAUGAGGUUCUCGAUCGGGAACUUGGGAAAUAAUUCUUUAUUCGACGUAAACAAAACUAAAUUUUUUAUGACAACUGAGUCGUAAAAAAAGCGCCCCAUAAAGUUACUCGCAUUAGUCAGUUCACGGGCGUGAAGUAACUUUGUGUGAAGUUUUCUGGUUUCCUGAACAACAGCGGCACAUUUCAUUUGGACUUGCUUGGAACAUACCAUUGGCCCGUUAGAACUGACAGAAAAACAUAUCUUAGCAUUAUUUUAAAGCCUUUAAAGAGAAAAGAGUUCUAACUCAUAUUCGUGCAAGGACGCGUGAAAUUCUUUGUCCUCUCAAGUGAAACCAGCAGUCGUGAGCCAAUGCAUAUCUUUUUUCUACCCGCUUAGACAGACGUCAGUAUUCGGUUGUAAUACAUCCAAACAUGAUCAUAGACCAUAAACAGGAAAAAUAUAGAGUGGAAACUAAACAAAUCGAAGUGCGUGCAAAGCUAAGAGAAGUAUCGAUUAUUCAAUUGAUGUUUGUACCUUUAAUACAAUUUGCAUUCUAUUUUCGUUCUACACCGUUAGCUCGAUAAUAUUUUAAAUAAAUAUCAGCCCCGUUUAGCGGAAAGCAAGGACAUCUGUUCGAUGCCCUGUAGCCGAUUUCAGGUCUGCUAAAUACAAAUAAUCGCAAAAGUAUUGAGAAAAAUGUGGCUUUCCUGAAAUAAACAGCACAGCCUAUUGUCUAAAUGUUUUCGGUUUUUCGACAAAUAAACUCAGAUGACAACAUCUUGGCGUCAAAAGAAACGGUUGAUCAAACAUGUAUACAUUGUGAGCUGUCAUGUGUAAAUUUCAGCUGGAUAGAUUCCAAGACUCUUUGAUCAAGGCCUUUGCGCCAAAAACUAAAUUUAAAACACUUAUUUUUGAUACGAUGUUUUAAAUGAAUCUUGGGCAUCUGGUUUAGUCAGGGUUUCCACGAUUGAAAAAUGUAACUGCUCCCGAGGGAACUGUGCCUACACAUGCAAUCAGCAGUUUGGCGAGGAACGCUCUUAUAUUGGGUCUGCUAUGAAAAUUUGUAAACUAAAAAGCAUCUCGAAUGUGCCCAAGGCUAUCUAUCUUCAAAAUUUUAACCUCGAAUUCGAUACACAAGUUUAACGCUACGACGAAGCUCAGUAGAGGGUCUUCUGUUACAGACUUCAGACUAAAAAGUAUUCAGGGAGACCACCAUUAAAUCCGAGAGCAUCCGAUUGUUUCGGCACUUGUUUCACCCGCCGAGAAAAAUUAACGAAAAAACCGAAACGUCACUGAAAUCGAGUUCCCAAACGUUUUUUUCGGCGGAGACAAACGACAGCCGGAAAUACGUCUUCGUUCGCGGGCUACCGUUAUGAUUAGAGUCAUUUUUAAUGGAAUGUUCAAAAUUACCUUCAAAUCAAGGAAAACCUUACAGAAAUGGUUAGCUAUGUUAGAAGACAAUUCAAAAGGUAAUAAUAAAUCGAAAAGAAACACGAAAGGUUAAAUUUGUGGAAAAAGAAAGUUAUUCCAUUUCUUCCGUUCGCCCUUUCAUCAGACGUCAGUUCCCAUCGGCCAUUCCUGAUUUUACGCGCUCCGUUGUCACGUGACUUUCCUUGGAGACCUUGACACCGCCGUGUUGAUUGUAAGAGACUGUUGUUCUUUUGGACGCGCCGAGACGACAUCUUUUUUGGCAAUUUCUCCAAACGCCACAGUUUUCCAAAGUGUCUUAAUAUGCGGAGUGUAGAGGACACUUGAUGCCUGCUUUCAAUUCCUCGCCAGAUGCCGCGAAGCCGGCUGGCAAACUCACGUACACAUUCGCGCCUUCUCUGCUGAAAGCGAAAUCGCACAUUUCUGCGUUGCCAGCGAUUCCUCCGCAGGUUGGCACGUUAUCAAGGACAUAUCGAUCCAGAGUUCCUGCCAAAUUAGCUACAGUUAGCUUGGUUGGACGGAGGGAUCAGUCAAAAAAUGCCCCAAACGUAUUUUUUGAGGAAAAAGAGGAUGAAAACUUUGCAAGUCUAGAAGAAUGUUUACAGUCACGCCCUCCAAUGCGGCUAGACUUGACGGGUCCUAAACCUACAACCUAUGACCCCCCUACAAGUCUACCUUGGGUAACAUCAUCACCAUCUUAUACAAUGAGACCCAAGACUCAGCCAGAAAAAGAUAAAGGGGGUGAUAGAGUAGCAUGGACCAAACAGUGGAUUGCCAGUCCUGAUAUCUGGACAUACAGGGCAAACUUUGAUAGCAGGUAUACCUGGCCAUCUCCAGCUCACUACACCUCAAGAACUACUGUUGGUAGCCCCCAGUUUACCUUGCCAGAGUCUCCAUCACACACAUUUGGCAAGAGGGGAGAAUUCUGUAUAUCCAAGAAAGGUGCAGAGGAUGAACCAGCUCCAAACCAAUACAAUUACAACAAGGCAAAGGAAAAGUGCAUGAACAAGUCACCAUCAUACACAAUUCAACAAGGCAGAAGGGGUGGGGCUGUGUUUUGGAUGGCAAGAGAGCCCGUCCCAGGUCCUGGGUCCUACAAUCCUCGAGUAUAUCGCACAAGCAGCAAACGUUGUGCUCCAGCAUUCACUAUCUCCAGAACACCGAGAGAGAUUGGAAUCACACAAAACUGUACCUUGUAAAAAGAGGUGUGAGAUCAAGUUGACUUGAAUCAAUCCCAAUGGUGGACUCAGUGAAGAUGACUUGUUUGACAGCAGCCAACAGAUUUGAAUGUUGUCCAUGGACAAGGAAUGUCUUUGAUCCAAUAGGCAUUUGGGCUUGCCUGUUGAAGCGUGAUGUGUCACGCAACGUCACAUCACAAACAAUUGCGUUAUGAAGGAGCAAAAAACAGUUGUUUGUAUCUUGCAGGACAAACAAGACAGAGUUGUCUUUUUUCCUCCAUAAUUUUUAGAUUUCCAGUAUUCCAACAGAGUGGAAGAUAUGAGCUUGAAUUGUAAACAGUGUUUUUCGAUUGUUUAUACAUUUGUGCAAUUUGACGUGUGACAUUUGAAUUUUAAGAGUACUAUUUAUAUGCGGUAACUGAACAAAUUAUUAUGUAAUUUUGUAGUUGUAUUUCAUAUUGCGCAGAUUUAUAGAUUUUAUAUAUGCAUUGUUUUGAAAUAAACGAAAUAGCGUCUUGAGUUCCCAA
This is a messenger RNA of Orbicella faveolata, 3280 nucleotides long. RefSeq names its product protein STPG3-like. NCBI's taxonomy places the organism in Eukaryota, Metazoa, Cnidaria, Anthozoa, Scleractinia, Merulinidae. The record is from RefSeq and is a predicted model, not a curated record.